Lycium ferocissimum is the source of this 651-nucleotide messenger RNA. RefSeq lists its product as uncharacterized. NCBI's taxonomy places the organism in Eukaryota, Viridiplantae, Streptophyta, Magnoliopsida, Solanales, Solanaceae. The transcript has a single exon. The coding region runs from base 9 to 620 and encodes 203 amino acids. The record is from RefSeq and is a predicted model, not a curated record.
UCGGGUUCAUGCCGGGGCGUUCGACUACAGAAGCCAUUCAUAUUGUGAGGAGGUUGGUGGAGCAGUAUAGGGAUAAGAAGACUGACUUGCACAUGGUGUUUGUUGACCUUGAGAAGGCUUACGACAAAGUCCCAAGAGAGGUGCUGUGGAGAUGUCUGGAAGCUAGAGGUGUUCCUGUAGCAUACAUUAGAGCGAUUAAGGACAUGUAUGAUGGAGCCAAGACCCGGGUGAGGACGGUUGGAGGUGACUCAGAACACUUUCCAGUCACGAUGGGCCUGCACCAGGGGUUCGCGCUUAGCCCAUUUCUGUUUGAUGUGGCAAUGGACGGUCUGACAAGCCACAUUCAAGGAGAGGUAUCGUGGUGCAUGUUGUUUGCAGAUAACAUUGUGCUUAUUGACGAGUCGCGGAGCGGUGUUAACGCGAGACUGGAGGUUUGGCGACAGACUCUGGAAUCGAAGGGUUUCAAGUUGAGCAGGACUAAGACAGAGUACUUAGAGUGCAAGUUCAGUGAUGUGAGUCAGGUAGAGGACGAAGACGUGCGCACUGGAUACCCAGGUCAUCCCAAAGAAAGAAACUUUCAAGUACCUGGGGUUGAUCAUCCAAGGGACUGGCGAGAUUGACGACGAUGUCACACAUCGUAUUGGAGCGGGA